AAAGUGCAAUCCUGCUCCACCAACAAUAUGAAGAUCCAGUCUAUGAUUUCCUCCGGCCAACCUCAUCCUCCACCAUCUCCUCCAUUUCCUUCUCCGAUCUCAACAUCACCGAGGAGCACAACAUUGGGUUGCCGUUGCCGUAAAUGUAGAAAAUCGCGCCAGUUUUGUGUUCAUUAAGGACUUCAGGAUCGACAACAAUGACUCUACAAUUUAGGAGAUCAGGAUCGCUUUCGAGAAUCUUGAAGACGACCUUGAUUUUAUUCAUGCGAGCUUUGUUUUAAUCUUUUUUUUUUUUCUACUUUGAGUUUGCUAGCGGCUGGUCUUUGCCCUUUUUGCUUUUUAGAGAAAAGAUAUUCAUAUGAUUCCAUUUCUCUACUUUUUAUUGUCUGCAGUCAUAGCAACUGUAAUAUUUUUACAUAAACUUACAAUCCAUAGGCAUUCAUCAUAUGGCACUCUCAAUUACAUGUUUUGCCUCUUUUUUUCUUGCAAUUUCAAUAGGCUCCCUAAGCAGGUUUAAAGUUUUGCUACAAUUUCUGCAAAUGUUGUUCAUAAAUUUUUUUCAUGAUUAUAUUCAUAUACUUUUUCCCUUUUUAUCCUAGAGGUGGCUGACUAACAAAUACUUGAUUGGUAAUAAUGCAGUAACCUAUUUGCAAAUAGUAAAAAUUCCUGUAUAAUUCAGAGGCUUAUCUUUUUUCCAUGUUGUUAUUGAAAACAGCCUUAAGCACAAGGAUCUUUUCCUCUUGCACUAUCCUCAUCCACUUUUUGUCCGGUAUUGUCAGCCAAGCUUACAUUCUUCUUCCCAGACCAUGUUGUUUAAAUUAUACAAAAAGAGAGAGGUUCGCACAUCAUUGGAUAUGUGCAGAAGGAAGAAUCAUCAUCGACAUAUGGCUUGUUGCAUUGCGCAUCCUAGCUGUUCGAGCAGUGACUGUGAAACUUGCUUUAUAUCUUCACAUACAGAUCCGUGUACUUAGAGGACUAGCUGGCAUUUUAAAACCCCUAACUUUUGCAACAGCAUUGAUAAAGUUCUUCAAUUGUUAUAGUAUUGCUUAAAGUAAAUGAUUCUCUUUAUUUUGAUGUGUACUAUACUCUCUUUUUGUCUGUUUUCUGCAAUAAUUCAACUUCUUGUAAACCAAAGUAAGAGUGUCUGUCCUAUGUUCCAAAUGGAUUUUUGAAGGAUAUACAGACAACAUAUUUGGAAUUAGAUCCUAUACAGAACAGCUGUAAAGCACAAUUCGUGUUUGGAUUGAAGUAAAUGAGGGGAAAAGAAAGGAGAGAAUUCCUUUGUUUAAUUGGAGGAAAACUGGUUUCUUUCCUUUGUUUCUCUCAACCCAAACAUGUAGUAACUUCUUAAUAUCCUUUUAUUCUCUAAUUUACCUUUGACAGGUUUUCUAGAGUUGUAUUUCACUUCUUGAAAUAGCAUAUGGUGUUGCAAUUUUAGUUGGAACAGUGUCUUCCUACACCUGGAGCUAGAUCAUCACUGUAUGUCUUUUUUUUUUUUUUUUGAAAGGCACAUCACUGACUCCAUUGAAUAGAUCCUUUGAGUAGGCAUGCAGUGAUUAUGUGUAGUGACAAUCUAAUAUUUACAGUACUUAGCUUAAAAAGUUGUGUUUGUUUCGUACUGUAGCAGCUAUAAAGUGAUCGUGUAUAG
Molecule: messenger RNA, 1648 nt
Organism: Rubroshorea leprosula
Lineage: Eukaryota; Viridiplantae; Streptophyta; Magnoliopsida; Malvales; Dipterocarpaceae
Source: the annotation of a GenBank genome assembly